CGCUGGGAAUCGAAAGCGAAAGUUAGGCCGCGCGCGCUAUGGCCGCCCUCCCAGCCCCGCUCCUGGUGCGGGUCUCUCCCGCGCCCCGGACCGGGCCCGGCGACAAGCUGCAGCUCAAGCUGGAGAGCUACUUCCAGUCCUACAGGCGCUCCGGGGGAGGCGAGUGCGAGGUGGAGCCGGGCCCCGAGCCGGGCACCUACCUGGUGCGCUUCUGCUCGGAGAAAGAUAAGAACAGUGUGAAAUCACAUGAAGACCAUGCCCUAGAAAUUGAUGGCAAAAGUCUGAAAAUAUUUAUCCAGGCAGAUUCAGAAGUAGAGGAUCCUGGAGAAAGCCAGCCUACAACACAAUCCUCAGGCCGAUCUAGCACUUCAGGCUUUUCACAACUUCAGAAGAAAUCUGAUAAGAAGCAGCUUGGUGAAAAAUAUGAUGCCAGUUCAUCUUCUAGAGCAUUUACUGAAAAGAUUUUUCUCCAUGUGUCUGCAACCUUGAAUACCGACCUGUUCACUAAACAGCAAAGACAACAAGUGAGCACUCUGUGCCCAAACUUAAAAAUAGAAAAAAAUUCUAGUGAGCGCGGCAUCGAGAAAGUGACAGGAGACUAUGCAGAUAUUGAAAAAGUGUAUCACUAUUUUGAUGAGCUCCGUAUAAAAAAUGACCAACACACUGAUUUUUCACACUCUGAAAGAAAGAAUGAUUUGGAAGAUGUGAAUGAGAAUGGUUUGGAUGAAGUGAACAAUAUUGAAGUUCCAUCAGCUCUCUAUGAAUACUUUAACCAUGUCUAUGAAGAACAAAUUAAAGAAUUACAGCAACGUUUCAACGUAAAGAUAAAAAGCAAAGAGCAUGAGAAGGAACUCACUUCAGUAAGCUUCAUAUCUGUUGGGAGUUCUGGAUUAGUAAAGAGAGCUCAGCAGUCUUUCAUCACUAAUUUUCAGAAAGGAAUAGCAGAUUUAAAACAAGAAAAAGUUUCUUUGACAAACUUUUCCCAGUUAAAUGAAACACUACUGAAAUUAAGUACCAGGUUUAGGAGUCUUCUUGCCAAAAGUGAAGGAAAUACAGUAAUACUGCGUGGUCCAGCAAAUGAGAUUUUGGCUGCAAAAAAAUUUCUUGAAGAAAAAGACAUGAACAGCCCACUUGAAAAACCUAUGAAAAUAACAUCUGAAGCUUACACAUAUAGGAAUGGAAUUGAAGUUGAUUCUGUUGGGUUUAAACUCUUGGAAACAAUAUUAAGUAAAGAAAUUGAAGUGAUAAAUCAAACAUUUGAUACCAUAAUGGAAAACAAGUUCUCUCCACGGAGCCAGAGAGCAUGCAUCAUAUUUAAACCUAAGAACAAAGAUUCAGAUAUGUCUGCACAUGCUUAUGAAAGCUUCAUUAAUGCAUUUCAGAAGGCCUCAGCAAUGAUAACUGAAAAAGACCUCUGCUUGAAACUUUCAGGUGAUCAGAAAAAACGGCUGAAUAAAUACUUUAAUAAACUACAAGUGGAAAACCCAGGUAUAAUACUUAAGAACAAGGAGGAGAAACUCAGUUUAAAAGGUUUACCAGAUCUUCUGCAUGCUGCAGAAAAGCACAUCAGGAGCUUUCUUUACAUUGAAGGCCCUGUAAAGAUUAAAGAAGGGACCUCUCUCACGUAUGGUACCAGCUGUAGAGGUGCUACAGGAACUUCCGUGGAUGCAGUUGAUGAUGGGAAAAUGAAUAGGGUUCCUCCCAAAGAACAACCUAGUCCAAAGGUAGCAGGAGCAGAGGAAGCCAAAGAUGAGUGUGCCAUUUGCAUGGAUAAAAUCCAUCAAAAAGAAGUACUGCAAAAGUGCAAACAUGAAUUUUGCAAAGCAUGCAUCCAACAGGCAAUGAAAUAUAAGCCUGCCUGUCCUGUCUGUAAUACAGUCUAUGGACUCAUACAAGGAAAUCAACCAGAGGGAGCAAUGUCUGUCUCAAAGUUUUCUUCUCCAAUCCCUGGCUAUCCUCAUUGUGGGACUAUUAAGAUUGACUAUUAUAUGCAAGGUGGGAUUCAAACUAAAAACCAUCCAAACCCAGGCAAACACUACUCUGGAACAAGUCGAACAGCAUACUUACCUGACAACAAGGAAGGAAGAGAAAUUUCGCAGCUGCUUAAAAGGGCCUUUGACCAAAGAUUGAUCUUCACAGUGGGGCAGUCACGUACUUCUGGUGCAAAUGAUGUUAUCACCUGGAAUGAUAUUCAUCAUAAAACAAGCAUGUAUGGGGGACCUGAAAUGUUUGGUUAUCCUGAUCCUAAUUAUCUGAAACGUGUUCGAGAAGAACUGAAAACAAAAGGAAUUGAAUAAAGACAUGUCAGCCAACUGCUUUUAAGCUGAAUUCACUAUAAGAUAUAAGUGUUUACUUAAGUUUAUCAGUUGAUUACAGAUGCGUAAAGUUUAGAGGACUUCUUCCAGGAAUAGCACAAUAUUGCUGUAUUGUCCAAAACUCCCAAUGAAUCCAGAGGCCUGGCACCUCUGAAAAUCAGGACAUGGUUCUAAGUCUUUGAUUGCAUAUACAACAAGCCUAUAGGCAUUGCAUUUUCAGUUGCUUUUAACUUUUUAUUUUAUUUCGCUGGUAAUCAUAAUGUAUCUUCCAGUAUGUGGAUGAAGUACUCUCUGCUGAUAUGAUUUGAUUAUUGUAGACAUUUUACUUUACUGAUGAUAUUUUACAUUAACAAAAUAAUUGUUUUUUAAAUUUACAGUUAUAAAACAUGUCUCUGAUUUAGUGCACUUGAUUAUUAUUAGCUAAGUAGUUUUCACAAAGUAAAAAUGUGGUCUCUUUCA
This is a messenger RNA of Gopherus evgoodei (Goodes thornscrub tortoise), 2774 nucleotides long. It is a transcript of the gene DTX3L, whose product is annotated as deltex E3 ubiquitin ligase 3L. Lineage: Eukaryota; Metazoa; Chordata; Testudines; Testudinidae. Bases 39 to 2297 code for a protein of 752 amino acids. The transcript has 5 exons. The record is from RefSeq and is a predicted model, not a curated record. Gene Ontology annotation, biological process: Notch signaling pathway; protein ubiquitination.